Molecule: messenger RNA, 1187 nt
Organism: Megachile rotundata (alfalfa leafcutting bee)
Lineage: Eukaryota; Metazoa; Arthropoda; Insecta; Hymenoptera; Megachilidae
Product: COMM domain-containing protein 4
Source: RefSeq, a predicted model, not a curated record
CUAGCAUGUCGAUUAUCGACUAAUGUCAGGGAGAGUCCCUAACCUCUAACGUCAAAAACUUUGCGAUUCAGAAAUCCUAUUUGAGUUUGCUAACAUUAUCCCGAUGAAAAACGAAGACAGUUUAGUCUAAACAAGGACAAAUUGAACACACGAGAAAGGUAUCGACUAAAAAUGUUUCCAUUCUCCACUUCUCCGUGGACUUUUUUACCGCGCGAUAUGACGAAAGGAUCGGUCACAUCCAGACGGUGGAUGGAUCUAGUUUUCGAUUGAUCGUCGUCGAUCUUGAUCCAACUGGGCUCGUCAACGUAGAGCGGUUUCUGUAUCUCCCAACCCUCACGGUAGCACUCCUUCCUCGAAUCGCAGGACGUGAGAUAGCUCUUGUCGGACUUCCAAAAUUUUCCGAAAUGAGGAAUUGAGUUCGGGAUUCGGUAUCGGAGAUAUUCCUUCGCUUUCGACUUUCGGGGAUCCUGCGAUCUGUUCAUGUCCAGGAAUUCAUGCUUUGAUUUGAAGAAGCUUAAAAAUGAAAUUCAGAUUCUUGGGGGAUGGGGACUGCCCGGAUUGGCUGCUGGCAGAGAUCAACACCUUAUCGCGUAUGACGUCGAUUAAAAUUAAGAUACUAGGACAGGCGGUUGCAAAGUACCUCACAGAAGGGGAGCUCGAUGAGGAGAAGGUAAAGAAAAUCACUCAGGACGCUAAACUCGAAUUAAACGACGCAAAGGCUAUGGUGGCCGCGCUGGAGUUGAUGUUAACGUCGUCCGCUCGAUAUGGCGUUUCCGCCACGGAUUUGAGCAGCGAAUUGCAGCAACUUGGCCUUCCUCGUGAACACAGCGCGGCGAUCGCUAGGCUGCACACGGAUCAUUGCCCUCAAAUUACGGCUGCUCUUUCGUCGCAAUCCUUGAGAGUCAGUCGAUUGUCGUCGAUCCAGGUUGUGUCCCGUGACGACUCGUCGCCGUUCUCAACGGUGUCCCUAAAGGUAAAGAAACUGGAUGGAUGUGGUGAAAGCUCUACUAUUGAUAUCUCGAAAGAAGACGUGCACAUUCUGUUGGGGGAGCUACGCAGGGCGAAAUCUUUGAUGGAGAAUCUGUAAACCUCGUACGUCAUGUUCCCCAUUUAUACUCUUCGUUGAUACCAUCUCAGAUAUUCGAUAAGCGUAAUUACGUGUAACAAUAUAUAUACAUUCCACGGUA